Molecule: messenger RNA, 3083 nt
Organism: Ananas comosus (pineapple)
Lineage: Eukaryota; Viridiplantae; Streptophyta; Magnoliopsida; Poales; Bromeliaceae
Product: TPR repeat-containing thioredoxin TTL1-like
Exons: 7
Coding region: 301-2265 (654 amino acids)
Cellular component (GO): cytoplasm
Molecular function (GO): protein binding
Source: RefSeq, a predicted model, not a curated record
UUAAAAAAAAGAAAAAAGGCGUCGUCUUCUCCUUCGCACUCUUCUUUUCUCCUCACUCUCCAUAUCUACCCACAUUCAUUCCUUGCUUCCUCCUUUCCCUGUCACGAGAUCCCUCCUCUCUCCCCCUCCCCUUCUCCUCCCCUCUUUACUCUCUCUCUCUCUCUCUCUCUCUCUCUCUCUCUCUCUUCAUGCCUCCUCUUCCUCGGUCUCUGCUUCAUUCUCUCUCCUGUCCAUCUCCAAAACCCUGCUAAGCGGAGCGCGUCGACGGUUCGCAGCACGACCCGCCAGGUGUUCGACGAAAUGUCCCACACGGGUGCCAGCAUGACCAACGGCCAUGUCGGCGCCGACGCGCUCUCCGAUCGCUUCGACGGCGCCGUCGCCUUCGACGCCAACAAGCCGGAUGCGAAGGAGAUCUUCGCGCUCGCGUCCGCCGCCACCACGAGCAGCAGCUCCACCGGCUCCUCUGCCGGCCUCGCGGGGCGCCGAACUCACUCGGGCGAGUUUCUCUUCGGGUCGAGCAGGGAGGCCGCUCACAACUCCGCCGGCGCCGUCGCUUCCAAACCCGGGCACCGCCGCACGGGCUCCGUCCCGAUCAUCCCCACCGCGGCCUCCACGACCAGCACGGCCACUUCCCCCGUGACCCACGCACUCCCCGCCGGGAACAUCUGCCCCUCGGGGAAAAUCGCGAAACCCGGCGCGGCGCCGCUGAGGCCCGCCGCGCGGAGCGACGUGCUCGGCUCCGGCACCGUUAAUUAUGGUCACGGGAGCAUAAUGCGGGGCGGGGGUGGCGGCAGCAGCAAUGGCACCGCGUCGGCAAAGGUGGCUGUGAGUAUGGAUAAUGCGGAGGAGGUGAAGAGGGUGGGGAAUGAGCAUUACAAGAAGGGGAGGUUCGAGGAGGCGCUGCGGCUCUACGAGAGGGCAAUUGCAAUGUGCCCGGAUAACGCCGCGUGCCGCAGCAAUCGUGCGGCCGCGCUUAUCGGAUUGGGGAGGCUGGGAGAGGCCGUGAGGGAGUGUGAGGAGGCCGUCCGGCUCGAUCCGGCCUACGGGCGCGCGCACCAUAGAUUUGCUGCACUGCUCAUACGGUUAGGGCAGGUUGAUAAUGCUCGGAGACACCUCUUCUUGGCUAGUCCACAACCGGAUCCCGUUGAGUUGCAGAAGCUACAAGCAGUAGAGAAGCACUUGAGCAGAUGCGCAGAAGCCAGGAAGAGUGGAGACUGGAAAAGUGCUUUAGGGGAAAGCGAUGCUGCUAUUGCAGCAGGGGCAGAUUCAUCUCCCUCGCUCAUUGCUUUAAGAGCAGAAGCACUUCUCCGACUUCAUUACCUCUCUGAAGCUGAGUUGGCUGUGUCCAAUGCGUCCAAACUUGUUGAUUGUUCCUCUUCAUGCUGCUCGGUUGCAAGGGCUUUUGGUUUUCUCUCCCUCUCCUACAUCUUUUUUGUUCGUGCCCAAGUAGAAAUGGCAUUGGGAAGGUUCGAGAAUGCAGUUGGAGCAGCUGAAAAAUCAAAGCAAGCAGAUCCCGGAAAUGUAGAAGUGACAACAAUGCUUAACAAAGUAAAAGCCGUGGCCCGAGCCCGAUCCCUAGGGAACGAGCUCUUCAAUUGUGGAAAGUUCGCAGAGGCUUGCUUAGCUUAUGGAGAAGGGCUUAAGCAUGAUCCCUUGAACUCCGUCCUCUACUGCAACAGAGCAGCUUGCAGAUACAAGCUCAGACAGUGGGAGAAGUCUAUUGAUGAUUGCAAUGAAGCCCUUAGGAUUCAACCAAAUUACAUUAAGGCCCUCCUUAGACGUGCUGCCUCAAAUGGCAAGAUUGAAAGAUGGGCUGAAUGUGUGAGAGAUUAUGAGGUUCUCAGUAAGGAACUUCCUGGUGACAUCGAAGUGGCAGAGGCUCUGUUCCAUGCUCAAGUGGCACUUAAGACGUCUCGUGGUGAGGAAGUAUCAAAUCUCAAGUUUGGAGGAGAGGUUGAAGAAAUCACGGGCAUCGAGCAGUUCCAAACAGCUAUAACUCUGCCCGGAGUUUCUGUCGUCCACUUCAUGGCAUCGCUGAAUGAGCAUUGCAGCAAAAUCUCGCCAUUCGUUGAUGCUUUGUGUACCCGAUAUCCAUCUGUGAAUUUUCUAAAGGUUGAUAUAAGCGAGAGUCCUGCUGUCGCCAAAGCAGAGAACGUGAGGACAAUCCCCACAUUCAAAAUCUACAAGAAUGGCGCGAGGGUGAAGGAGAUGAUUUGCCCUAGCCAGCAAGUAUUAGAGUACUCUGUGAGGCACUAUGUAUUUUGAAGUCCAUGAAGCUGAUAAUUCUUUGAUACUUCCGUCCACUCAUCAUCGUCGUCACACCAAGCAAUGCCGGCCAUUUAAUGAUCCAUUAUUGAGAAGUCAGCAUGAGGAAGAGUUAUUGAAAUGCCAAUUUCACACCCUUUUUCUGGUUUAAAUGUAUGCAUAGUCCCUGUACAAUCCCAAUGUUGCAACUUGGUCGCAAUACUUUUCACAUUAAUACUUUAGCCGCCGAAAUUUCACAUCUACUGCACUUGACCUAAAACAAAACUUAAAUUCGCUUAUAAAACGAUCGUUUUAUUUUUUACUGCCUCAAUUUACUUCAAACAGGGUUUAAAGGUCAUUUUACAAUAAAACCGUUCUUAUUUGCCGUCGAGGGUGUAUAAGUGUUGUCUGAGAGAGUUUAAGAUCUAAAGCAUUUGAGUAAAAAGUACAUGAGCAAGUUGCAGUGUUGGGACCGUCCAUGGACUAUUCAUACAUUUACCCUUUCCUUUUUAUUAUCUACCACCCUGUUUAGCUCCUCACCUACCUUAUUAAUUAUUUUCAUGGCCUUUAUUUGGAACCCUCUCUUUUCUUUCUUAGCCAUGGUUGCGAUUUUCUCAUACAAGAAACGAAAAAGAAAAACCGUUUUCCUCUUCAUGAGAAGCAUGAGUAUAUAUAUAUACUUAAUUUAGUUGUUCUCUUCAAAGACGGAGAUAAAUUGGCUGUUGCAGAUGUAUCUGUAUAUAAACUUGUAUUCAAAAUGGUGAUACUGCUGCAGCUGGUGCCGGUAAAUGGUACCAUUUUGUUUAUCAAUAAGAGAACUAGUAAUUCUUUUAGUUCCA